AUGGAUUGUAAUCAAUAUAGCCAAAGCUCAAAGUUUGUUGAGCUUCUCAAUAGCCAACAACAAACUGUCUUCGGUUUUUCCCAAGAGAGUGUCGAACAAACUGCAGAGCGUAAGGAAAUGAGGAAGUGGAGUCCAGUACAUGACCUUGUGCUCAUCAGCUCCUGGCUCAACACUAGCAAGGACCCUGUUGUGGGGAAUGAGCAGCGAUGUGGCACUUUCUGGAAAAGGAUUGCCGCAUACUUUGCGGCAAGUCCUAAGGUUGCAGUGUCUGAACAGAGAGACUGGAGCCACUGCAAGCAACGCUGGCAGAAGAUUAACGACAUAGUGAACAAGUUAUGUGGGGCUUAUGAAGCAGCAAGCAGAGAGAAAAGGUCCGGUCAAAAUGAGAAUGAUAUGGUGAAGCUAGCUCAUGAGAUCUUCUACAACAACCACAAGAAAAAAUUCAACCUCGAACAUGCUUGGAAAGAGCUUCGAAAUGACCAGAAAUGGUGCGAGGUUUCUACUUCAAAAACCCAAGCAAGCGCUAAAAGAAGGAAGUUUGAAGACGGUGCCCAAUCAUCAAGCUCUCAGGUCAAUGAAACCACCACAGCUGAAGAUGAUCAAGGAAGCAAUCGACCACCGGGUGUUAAGGCGGCAAAGGGGUUUGAUAAGAAGAAGAUGGCAGAGUCGAAGGCAUUGAUUGCGUUUGAGUCUAUGUGGAGCAUCAAGAAGGAAGAAAUGGCUUUGAAAGAAAAGAUGACCAAGAUGAAGCUAUUGGAUAGUCUACUUGCAAAAAACGAACCACUGGCUGAGUAUGAAGAAGCUUUGAAGAAGAAACUCAUUAAUGAAUUGCUUUGUACUUAG
Molecule: messenger RNA, 843 nt
Organism: Brassica oleracea var. oleracea
Lineage: Eukaryota; Viridiplantae; Streptophyta; Magnoliopsida; Brassicales; Brassicaceae
Product: glutathione S-transferase T3-like
Exons: 1
Coding region: 1-843 (280 amino acids)
Source: RefSeq, a predicted model, not a curated record